Molecule: messenger RNA, 1413 nt
Organism: Cyphomyrmex costatus
Lineage: Eukaryota; Metazoa; Arthropoda; Insecta; Hymenoptera; Formicidae
Product: GATA zinc finger domain-containing protein 14
Exons: 1
Coding region: 1-1413 (470 amino acids)
Source: RefSeq, a predicted model, not a curated record
AUGAGCAAUUUAAUUACGAAAUCUAUACAAAAUGUCCGAGACGCUUCAUUCAAUGUUACCGGAUAUAAUCAUGAAUUUAAUCCUAACAUUUUACAAAAACCAAUUCUUGAUUCAGAUGCAUCAAACAAUUCGUUAAAUGCAAAUGAAUUUGUACCAAAUUCUCUGGAAUCAGCGAGAAGAGUUAAUCAAGUUCUAGAAAAUAACACAUCGAUUAUGAAUGAUUUAACUGAAACUGAAAAUAAGUUUUUUCCGAAUUCGCAAAAUUUACAGGAAUCAACGCUCGAAAUAAAUCAACGAUUAUUUGACACAGAUUUAGCACAAAUUGUUCCGAAGAUUAUUAGUCACGGAAACGCGAAUCAGCAUACUCCUUCACAAAAUACGCAAAAUGUAGCGUCAUCAAAUAAGAAUAACGACAUAAAGCAAAAAUAUUUUGAUCCGGUUAUAAUUACAAAUACUGGAAACAUGAAUACACAAACUGAUAAACAGAAAGAUAAUUUACCUCUAGUAAGUGAGAUUCUAUCAAACACGAAAAACAUUGUGGAGUCGAUGAUGAAAGUCUUACCUGAAACUGCAAAAGACGCAAAUAACUUACUGAAUAAAGUUAUUCCGCAAUCACAAGAUAUCAACACGCCAAAAAGUGCUAAGGAAAGUCAAAAUCAUCUCGCACAGUCCGACUAUACUCAACAGGAGCAAAGUGAAAAUGCUAAACAAAUAGAAAAUCAAUUUGAUGCUGGAGCUUCUAGAAGGAAUAACCAAGAAACAAGAAUUAUAUAUAACGAUUUACCAACAAAUAAGAAUAAUUCAACAGCCGAAGAUAGUAAUAAACAAUCCACAUUAUUAAAAGAUUUUUCUAUUCCACUCCUCAGAUUUUUAUCAGAUUUUAAUGAACUGGAGAACAACAAUAACAAGACUAAACUCGAUUUUUCUCCUAUUCAGAUAAAUGAAAGUGCUAAUGAUUCCAUCGACGAAGAAUUAUCUAUAAAGAAAGAAAGUAAAUUGACAGAUAUUGCAAUUGCGACGUCAGUAUUACCUAAUCAAAUAGAAUCCAACACAGUAGUUUCGAUUACGGAACAUCAAGCCAAGAUUUCGAGUGAUGUACAAAAUUCUAAAAAUGUGAGCAACGUUAUAAAAUCUAAUUUAGAAGAAGAAAAAAAUCUUCAAGAUAAUUCAUCUGCUAAUGACAGAAUAAAUCAAUUGUCUGAAAAUCAAAUUACUCAUGUCGACGAUAAUCUAUUAGAUUCAAACAACCAUCAUUCUCUUAUCGAUGAUUUGAAAGAUAAAGAUUUGCAUUUGCAGCUGUCUGAGGAAAAAUUGCAGGAAAUCAGCGAUCGAUUGAUCAAUGCGCUUCGACCGAUUAUAGAGAAGAAGUUGGACAAUAACAAAACUUACGUGACUAAUCAUUAUAAUAAAUAA